Molecule: messenger RNA, 1522 nt
Organism: Gadus chalcogrammus (walleye pollock)
Lineage: Eukaryota; Metazoa; Chordata; Actinopteri; Gadiformes; Gadidae
Exons: 3
Coding region: 50-1498 (482 amino acids)
Biological process (GO): DNA integration
Molecular function (GO): nucleic acid binding
Source: RefSeq, a predicted model, not a curated record
UAAAUGUUAAAUCUAAAUCUAAAUGUUAAAUGUUAAAUCUAAAUGUUAAAUGUUAAAUCUAAAUGUUAACUCUAAAUGUGUCGCCAAGUGUAAAGCUAAAUAUUUAGAAAAUAUUCAAAUCCCCAAUGAAACCACGCCCGCUUCAAAUCGCGCGGCAAAGAUCGAGCGGCAAAGUCAAAGACAAAGACAAAGACAAAGUCAAGCAGGCAUGGCCGGACGAUCUCUGGGAGUCCUGGACAUCGAACGGGUGGUCAUUGCAGCUGUACGGGCUGCACUCCAGGGUGUAGCUCCCCCGGUCCAGUCCACAUCAGCAACGGUUUCAACACCAGCGGUGCCCAGUGCCUCAGGCACUUCCAACUUUGCCACCACCGUCACAUCACUGAGAUCAGGUGAACAUACUUUAAUCUCCAAAGAAGACAUUGAGGGUUUGCUGCUGCUAGGUACAACACUUUCUGAAGUAGCUUUAAUCCUGCGGAUCUCCAGACCCACAUUAUACAAGCUCAUGCGGGUAUAUAACAUAAGACGCACAAAAUUUUGUAACCUUUCUGAUGAGGAGUUGGAUGCAACUAUAUGUGAGAUAAAAGCAGAACAUCCACAUGUAGGAGAAGUUAUGCUUAAUGGACAUUUGCGUGCCAGAAACAUUGUGGUGCAGCGACGUCGUCUCAGAGACUCCGUUCAACGGGUUGAUGGUGCUGGUGUUGAGUCCAGGAGAACAACAACUAUACAAAGACGAGUAUACACUGUGCCUUGUCCAAACUAUAUAUGGCACAUAGAUGGAAAUCAUAAACUGAUAAGAUGGAAAUUAGUUGUACAUGGGGCAAUGGAUGGUUACAGUAGAAUGUUAACGUUUCUCCAGUGUUCCAACAACAAUCGGGCUGAAACUGUCAUGAACCACUUCAGUUCAGCCAUCAGCAAACAUGGCCGGCCCCUUCAUAUUAGAACUGAUCAUGGAGGGGAGAAUGUUCAGGUUUGGGAAGACAUGAGCAUGCACAGAGGUGAACAUUCUGUGUUGACUGGAAGCUCUGUACAUAACCAGCGAAUUGAACGAUUCAAUCGGGACUUGAACAGAAACUGCAGUCAUGUGUUUGCACCCAUUUUCUAUGACUUAGAGUCAAUGGAGGCUUUGAAUGUGGACAAUGAUACAGAUUUAUUUUCUCUUCAUUAUGUGUACAUUCCCAGGAUCAAUCGCACAAUAGAUGAGUUUAAAUCUGCAUUUAACAAUCAUUCAAUUUCCUCUGAAGGAAACAGGACCCCAGUUCAGCUUUUUACACUGGACAGACAUCUUCUGUUACUAAACUACCCAGAAUCAGCAGCUGAGGAAAGAACAGUGGACUCAGUAUCAACUCCUCUUGCACAUUACUCAUUUUGCCCACUUAACCAGCAGGACUUGCAAGAAUUGGUUGUUACAGUAAACCCACUUGAGAAUGACGGUAAUAAGGGAAAAACAUUGUAUCACAGAGUACAGGAAUUUGUAUUACACAAAAUUGUAAAUAUUUAAAUUGACCAAUUGACUAUCAAAAUA